Messenger RNA from Meleagris gallopavo (turkey), 356 nucleotides. The record is from RefSeq and is a predicted model, not a curated record. Lineage: Eukaryota; Metazoa; Chordata; Aves; Galliformes; Phasianidae.
AGGAGAACUGCGAGGUGGACCCCAUGAAGUGCUCAGCCUCCACCCUGGCCGACCACCAGGCCAACCUGCGCAUGUGCUGCGAGCUCGCCCUCUGCAAGGUGGUCAACUCGCACUGCGUGUUCCCCCGGGAGCUGAAGGAGGUGUUCGCCUCGUGGAGGCUGCGCUGCGCAGAGCGAGGCAGGGAGGACAUCGCGGACCGGCUGAUCAGCGCCUCGCUCUUCCUGCGUUUCCUCUGCCCCGCCGUCAUGUCCCCCAGCCUCUUCGGUUUGAUGCAGGAGUAUCCCGACGAGCAGACGGCCCGCACCCUCACCCUCAUCGCUAAGGUUAUCCAGAACCUGGCCAACUUCACCAAGUGA